AUGGGGUGUCUCACAGACAAACACCAAUCCACCAUGAAGUCCUCCAACACUAGCCCAAGCCGUCUCACGAGGAAGGUGCUCUACCUCACCCCUCCCAUCCUGCUCACUGUCUUCUUCUACCUCCACCUGGAGACCCUCACCCUCUUCUUCACCGUACAAUGCGCCAGCAGGCUCGGCAAUGGCGUCGACGACCGCCUCCGUGCGUCGGCCACCUUCCUCCCGCUCAAGGACACCCGUGAGGGCGCCGACACGUGGUUCAUCAGCACCCUGAACGACACCUCCGAGCCUCCGGGCGAGGCGAGGAACCUUCAGUUUCCGUCCGCUGCCUCCGCGGGCCGCCUCCUCUGCCUGGCGGCCCCCUCGCGCCGCGACGGCACGAAGAACGCCUACGCGCUGGCGUGGCCGGGGGCGCUACCCCGCGGCGCGGAGUUCCGGCCGGGCCUUGCUCUCCUGUCCGAGACCUUCUACGACCACUCCAACCUGUGGCACGGGCUCACGUCGCUGGUGCCGUUGGUGUCGUGGCACGCAAGGCGCGGGUGCGGUCCCGCCCCCGCGAAGUGGGCCUUCUUCCACCAUGGCGAGGUCAGGUCCGGGAUGAGUGGGUGGCUGAUGUCACUGGCCGAGGCGGCUACCGGUGCGCCGGUGGCUGCGGAGGAGUUUGGAACUGUCCCGGUGUGCUUCGAAGAGGCCGUCGUCUUCAGGAGAAACCUGGCCGGUUUGAGCACGGAGAGGCUCCUGGAGGCGUUCGACUUCAUCCGGUGCAAGGCCAGGGCCAAGUGUGGCGUCGUCGACACGUCCGGUGCCGGCAAUGAAACUACAAACCUACGCGUCACCAUUCUCUUCCGCACGGGCGGCCGGUCCUUCAAGGACGAGGCGGCUGUCGAGCGGGUGUUCCAGAAGGAGUGCACGCGCGUGGCCGGGCCAAGCUGCGUGCUCACCGUCGCGCAUUCCGACAACCUGACCUUCUGCGACCAGGUGAGGUUGCUGAGCAGGACGGACGUGUUCAUCUCGGCGCACGGGGCGCAGAUGACGAACCUGCUCUUCAUGGACCGGAACAGCAGCAUCAUGGAGUUCUACCCGAUGGGGUGGAGGCAGCGGGCGGCGGGCGGGCAGUUCGUGUUCCGGUGGAUGGCGAGCCGCGCGGGGAUGCGGCAUGAGGGCUCGUGGUGGGACCCUGCCGGUGACCCGUGCCCCGAUGGCAACCCGGACAUCUUCAGCUGCUACAAGAACCGGCGGAUUGGGAUGGACGAGGCCGCCUUCUCCGAGUUCGCGGCCAAGGUCUUCACCGCUAACAAGGAGCGCAAGUCGGCAAAGGCGCGACAAGGACAAGAAGCAAGAACUAAUUGUAAAUGCAGCUAG
This is a messenger RNA of Triticum turgidum subsp. durum (durum wheat), 1359 nucleotides long. Lineage: Eukaryota; Viridiplantae; Streptophyta; Magnoliopsida; Poales; Poaceae. The record is from the annotation of a GenBank genome assembly.